Messenger RNA from Xylaria bambusicola, 660 nucleotides. Its product is annotated as hydrophobin-like protein. Gene Ontology annotation, cellular component: extracellular region. The coding region runs from base 106 to 408 and encodes 100 amino acids. The transcript has 3 exons. The record is from RefSeq and is a predicted model, not a curated record. Lineage: Eukaryota; Fungi; Ascomycota; Sordariomycetes; Xylariales; Xylariaceae.
UCAAUCUUUUCUUCACCAUCCAGCAACCAACUCCAGAAGCCUCACUCUCAACAGUUCAUUUACAACAAUCUCCUGCUCUUUUAGAACAGCCCAAUUCUAUUCAAAAUGCAGUUCUCUCUGAUCACCCUCGCCAGCAUCUUUGCUGUUGCCGUUUCUGCCAACCCUACCAACGGCGGUGGCUCUUACAACGCCUGCCCUGUCGGCCUCUACUCCGUCCCGCAAUGCUGUGCCACCGACGUCCUGGGAGUUGCUGACCUCAACUGCGGCUCUCCCUCCGCCGCUUUUAACAGCGCCAGCAGCUUCAAAUCUGUCUGUGCCCGAGGUGGCCAACGCGCACGCUGCUGCGUUGUCCCAGUUCUUGGCCAGGCCGUUCUCUGCCAGACUCCUCCUGGCCUCGGCGAGCAGUAAACGCCUUAUCAAAACUUGUGAUAUGAUAGUGGAUGUAUAAUGGAGUUAGUGUUGGCGGAAGGAGUCUUUUAUAGUGUUGUGCAUCAUGGUCCUAGGGCUACAGACAAAGAGACUCGCUGUAUAUAGCUCUAGCCUAGACAUGAAGGCUUCAAAACCUUUAUGUGACAAAAAUGACAUACAGUACCCCUAUGGUCACAGCCUUCAAAUUGUUAAGAUAAUUGGGUGACGUUAAAGUAUGUUAGGAGGUUUAAU